AUGCGAACAUACAGUCGUAAAACUAAGAGGCCUGUACUUCUUGAGGGUGUUUUAGAACUGUGCCGGCUUUGUCUUAAUAAAGUGACUACACCAACACCAAUUUACAAUGAUGACGAUCAAUCGUACUGUUUGCCUUUACCUAUGAGAAUUUUGACGUGCCUUGGUUUCGAGAUAACUAAAGAUGAGGGUUUACCUAAUAUCAUAUGCUCACAGUGCCUUGAAGACUUAAACAAAUUCUAUAAUUUUAAAAAGAAAUGUAUACUUGCAUAUAAAAAGUUAAAAUCCCAUUACUUGGCUGUGAAACAGAAGGAAAAUCCAAAAAUUGAAUAUGAAGAACUUUUAGGAUCUUGUAAUCUUGAAUCUGAUAUUAUAUCAAAUGAAGAGGUACAGAAUAGCUUUGAUGAAAAUGAAAUUGUCUUGUCUUUGACAGAGGAAGAUUCUCUUGAAGUAAUUAAUAUAUUUAAAACUGAAGAACAACUAACGGAGCAGGUUGAAAAGGAUGAAGAAGUGCAAAUUGAUACAACUCAGAACAACAAUGAUAGCCUAAAUUUUUUAAAUUCAACUCCAGCGCCGUCUAUUCCAUUUGUUCCGGAGGAUGUAUCAAACUUCUUAUCAACAAUUCUACUACAAUUGGGUGUACUCACUAAAGAUAAUGACCAAAUAGCUGUUGUCAAUCAAACAUUCAAAAAUGUACAACUUGACACAAAUGAUGGCUCUGUAACAUUGGAACUUGUGGAAGAAGACGAGGAUCCGCAAUUGAUACAAACUCAUCUUAAACAAGAACCCAAAAAAGAUAAUAUUAAAAAUGGCUCCGUUAAUUAUGUAUAUGAUGCAAAUAAGGGUUUAGUCCCCAUGGGUAAGGAAAUUUGCAGUACUUGUGGCAAAAGGUAUUCAACGCGGGCUGCGUUGGCUCGGCACCAAUAUAUUCACUCAGGCGUUCGCCCCUUCACCUGUGAAGUGUGCAACCGAGCAUUCAACCAGCGGGAUAUACUCAGACGACAUAUGCUAGUUCACGAACAAGAGCGGCCAUUCCAAUGUCGGUCGUGUGCGAGAGGAUUCACUCAGCGUGCUGCUUUACGUUCGCACGAACUGACUCACAUGCCUGGCCGACUCAUGUCCUUACACCGGUGUCAACUUUGUCCAAAGAUGUUCCUACACGCUUCAGGUCUAAGUCGUCAUCAAGCCACGCACGCAAAUCGAACGUACGCGUGUGACUCGUGUUCGCGACCAUUUAACGAUUCGAGCUCGCGUAACCGGCACAUGAAGAUUUGUAAAAAGAGGCCACGUUCAUAG
Molecule: messenger RNA, 1293 nt
Organism: Pieris macdunnoughi
Lineage: Eukaryota; Metazoa; Arthropoda; Insecta; Lepidoptera; Pieridae
Source: the annotation of a GenBank genome assembly